Ambispora leptoticha is the source of this 337-nucleotide messenger RNA. The record is from the annotation of a GenBank genome assembly. Lineage: Eukaryota; Fungi; Glomeromycota; Glomeromycetes; Archaeosporales; Ambisporaceae.
AUGAAUGCAAUACCGAAUGAAUGUCUUUUUGAAAUACUUAAUAACUUUCGUACAAGUCAUGGAAUUUUAUUUUCUUGCCUUUUCGUAAAUCGUCAAUGGUGUGAAAAUGCUGUACAAAUAUUAUGGAGCGAACCAAAUGAAUGUUUCAAAGAAAGAAGACUUAUAAAGAUUUAUCUUUCAUUGUUGAAUUCCAAAGAACAAGCUCUAUUAAUACCAUUUGAUAUAAUACUUCCAAAGAAACAAAAUCGUUUAUUUGAUUAUUCUUCCUUUACUCAAUCUAUUAUCGGUUUUAAUCUGAUCUUUGGAAUUAUAAAUUGGCUCAAAAAUGAAGGUCAUG